Messenger RNA from Vanrija pseudolonga, 627 nucleotides. RefSeq lists its product as uncharacterized. The transcript has 2 exons. NCBI's taxonomy places the organism in Eukaryota, Fungi, Basidiomycota, Tremellomycetes, Trichosporonales, Trichosporonaceae. The coding region runs from base 1 to 627 and encodes 208 amino acids. The record is from RefSeq and is a predicted model, not a curated record.
AUGAACAAGGGCAAGGGCAAGCAGCGCGUCGCCCGGCCUCGUCCCAUCCCGAAGCCGCGCACCCUCGGCGCGCACAUACGCGCCUACCCGCACCUGUACAACGCGCACCUGGUGCGCGGCAUGCUCGUGUCGCUGCGCGAGCUCGUUGCCAUAGACCGCGCGCGCACGCCCCCUGCGCCGCUGCCUCCGCCCUCAGCGUCGCUCGCGCUCGAGAUUGCCGUCACGCGCGCCGUGCAUCUCGGGUAUCAGGCGUACCUCUCCUCCUCGGCGGCAGAGGCGCACGCCCCGCCGCCGAGCGCACGGCUCAGCGCGGCGGAGUUUGCCGAGGUGCUCGAGUUGACGGUGCGGCUGGCGUAUGAGCGGUUCGAGGAGGCCGCGCCGCCGGGGCGUGGGACGGGGGAAGGCGCCGUCGUAGAGCGUGUGGAGAAGACGAGGCCUGCACCCACGCAACCGCCGACACUCGACGUCGAGAUUCCGCAGGGUGCGGCGCUCCUCGACGACGAUGGCCGCGCGCUCCGCUACCUCGCUGACGGGAGCUGUGCGCCGACGACCUCGACGACGACGGUGUUGGCGGACAACGACGACACCGGUGCGCCCUUUUGUUCGUGUUUUCACGACCGGGGCUAG